GUUCCCAAGAAGUGACGUGGCUACGUGCAGCGUGUGUCUCAAGACCGGGAACAGGCGGUUCCAUGUUCAGUUCUAGGCAAACUACAAACAUCUGCUUAUAACAGAGUUUUUCCUGACCUGUUCCUGUCAUGCCUGGUAGAAAGACCACCGCCAAGAGGAAGUCUGACACUGCUGUGGAGGAUGAUAAAGGCUCUAAGAAAGUGAAAGUUUCCCACAGGAGUCAUUGCAAGGAGGCAGGCCAGGUUCUUGUUCUGGGCCUGAAUGAUGUUGGACAGCUGGGUUUAGGUGAGGAGAUCGCUCAGAGAAAGAAGCCAGCCCUUUUGUCCCUGCCAGAGAAAAUUGUACAGGUGAUAGCUGGAGGCAUGCACACUGUGUGCCUCAGCGACACUGGACAUGUCUAUACAUUUGGCUGUAAUGAUGAAGGAGCCCUUGGUCGGGACACGACAGAGGAAGGGUCAGAGAUGGUUCCAGGACAGGUGACGGUGGAGGAGAAGGUGGUUCAGGUGUCAGCAGGGGACAGCCACACAGCUGCACUCACAGAGGAUGGAACAGUGUACAUCUGGGGCGCUUUCAGGGAUAACAAUGGUGUCAUUGGUCUUUUGGACUCCAUGAAGGGGUCUCCUGUUCCAGCCAAAGUCCCCAUGACAGAAGCUGUUGUGAAAAUUGCAUCAGGUAACGAUCACCUGGUAUUGGUAACACAGGAGGGAAACCUUUACACGUCAGGCAAUGCAGAGCAGGGUCAGUUGGGACGAGUGCCGGAGCAGUUUUCAAACAGAGGAGGCAGGAAAGGCCUCGGCCGGCUGCUGGUACCACAGCAGGUAAAAGUCAAAGGGAAAGUUCACUUCACAGAUGCCUUCUGUGGCGCAUAUCUCACCUUUGCUGUGUCAGAAGAGGGACAUGUGUAUGGAUUUGGCCUUUCCAACUAUCACCAGCUGGGUACUAAAACCACCAAGACGCUUUUUGUCCCAGUAAAACUGACAUGCUUUAGGAACUCUACCACCUCUUGGGUGGACUUCUCUGGAGGACAACACCACACACUCUGCCUCGAUGCUGAAGGGCAGGUAUACAGCUUGGGCCGAGCGGAUUAUGGUCGCCUUGGUCUGGGCCAAGGUGCUGAAGAGACGAGUGAGCCCAAACAUGUAACGGGGAUGGAGCCAGCCAGUCGAGUGGCAUGUGGGGCGUCUGUCAGCUACGCUGUCACCAGACAAGGGUCUGUGUAUGCUUGGGGCAUGGGCACCAACCUCCAGCUUGGCACAGGAGAAGAGGAGGAUGAGUGGAGCCCAAUGAGGAUGACUGGAAAUCAGCUGGAGAACCGUACAGUACUGAUGGUGUCCAGUGGAGGGCAGCACACAGUCCUUUUAGUCAAAGACAAGCAGGAGAGCUGAUGUUCAUGUCAGGCAGAGAGUGAUGGGGGGGCCUUUUGACCUCUUUCAAGGUGAGGCCUUGUUCAUGGUGCUGAAAUGUGGUAAAGGGGUUCAUCUAUUUUUGCCUUCCUGUGCUGAGCUGAAGGAUUGUGAGAGGUGAAAGUAGGAGGAGAGAUUCAGAGCCUUUUAUGAGAACUCUUCUUAAGAUGGGGAAAAUUUUCCUGGAUGUUCGUAGAUCAUGACAAAUGAGAGACUAUUUUUUUAAAUCUAGUUUUUGAUGUUCCCUUUGAAUUGUUUUCAUCAAGUCAUUAGUAUGACUGUAGGAUGGUAUAUGUGAUGUUUGUGAUUGGGACUGAUUGCAUGUAUAUAAAGGAAGUGAGUGCAAACCUUUUAAUGAUUUUCAUACUGUAUCCUACGUUUUGUUGCGUUUCCCAUCUGAAAAUAAAAAAACAUUUUAAGUU
Monopterus albus (swamp eel) is the source of this 1825-nucleotide messenger RNA. RefSeq names its product regulator of chromosome condensation 1 (gene rcc1). Gene Ontology annotation, molecular function: guanyl-nucleotide exchange factor activity. Bases 129 to 1385 code for a protein of 418 amino acids. The transcript is spliced from 10 exons. The record is from RefSeq and is a predicted model, not a curated record. Lineage: Eukaryota; Metazoa; Chordata; Actinopteri; Synbranchiformes; Synbranchidae. Gene Ontology annotation, cellular component: cytoplasm.